GAAGACAUGCGAAUUCGCACGAACAAUUAAAGCUACUCCAUUGCCAUUGUCGUAGAAAUUAUGAAUAUAAAAUUCGAUAAAUUAAUAGUAAAGUAAUAGCGAAGAUGUCAUAAAGGGGGUGAAAUUAUCAAAUCUGAGAAUUUCUCCCUGAAGGUGUGCAAAUUACAACAAAAUGUUAGACGUGAAUUCCAGUUCAGUGAAGUUUCAACAAGAUGAGCCUAUGCAUGAAAUUCCAACGUUGCAAUGCAGCGAAUGGACGUACACAAUGAGAAGAAACAUGCAAGAAAUCAUUCCGGGACUGUUUCUUGGACCAUACUCUUCUGCUCAGAAACACUGUUUGAAGACGUUACGUGACCACGGCAUUUCGCACAUUAUUUGUGUAAGACAAGAUAUAGAAGCCCAGUAUAUAAAACCGCAAAUCAACGAUCUCUCUAUCACAUACCUAACACUAAACAUCGCAGACACUGCUACAGAAAACAUCAUCAGGUUUUUUCCUACCGUGAAACAAUUCAUAGAUGAAGCGUUUCAAAGAAAUGGCAAGGUUUUAGUGCAUGGCAACAACGGGAUAUCACGGAGUGCCACAUUAGUUUUAGCGUAUAUCAUGGAGAAAUAUGGACUGAGUAGCAAAGAAGCUAUAGAUUGUGUUAAAAGACGACGCGGAUGCAUCCACCCAAAUGAGGGUUUUCUAGCACAAUUAAUUGAAUACGAGCCUAUUUACAAAGCCCGCCAAACAUUGGAAAAAGGUGAGACUUCAAAUGAGAAUCGACGCCAAAAACGUAAAUCUGAACAACUAUGUGAAAGUGUGGACUAUGAUCUCAUUCAACCACCACCAAGUCCAAUUUCAGAUAAUAAUAACCAUAUAAUCAACUGCCAACCAGACUUUUCAAAUCAUUUAUAUAAGUUGUGGAUGAUGAAAAGUUAAAUGUAUAGAAUGGUAACUAGAUACCUAUUUUUGCUUAAUGUUUCAAGCAAAAGAAUCUCGGUUUAAUUUUAAUUUUGAGAGUUUUUUUUGAGUUAUUGACUAUUGUCUUUCUACUUAGAAAGGACCAUUUCACAUUUGCAAUGUGUUUUGUUAUGUACCUAACAUUAUGUUGUUGAUUUUUACUUAAGUAUAAUUUUAUGUUAGAUUUUUAUUUUUUGUUUUCAUAUCAGAUGUAUGUCACUUUGGAAGUUAUUCUUGUGUGCCAUUGAGCUUAUUUUUUUCUUAAAAUUAAUCGCUUUUACUUAAUUCUCAUACAUACUAGUCAAAGUCCACAUACAAGAUUAGUUUUGUUAUUUUUAUUUUGUUCUAAAAAUCUUCCAUUACUUUAAAUAACUAAAAUCAAAUUGUUAGGAUGUUGACGAGCCUGUAGUUCAUUAAACGCCUACAUGUAUUAAGAGCAGAAUUAUUUUCUCUGUACUAAAGCUCUAUCAUAUGAUAUUCAUUAUGUGUUAAGUAUUUUUCCAGCUAUGUAUAUAAUAUAGUGCCUACUUCUACAGAACUUGUAAAUUGAUAUAUUAGUAUAAAAGAUCCUAUUUUUAUACUUUUGUAAAAUAUUUGUUUCGUUCCUAUGACAUACAAUAAAUAUGUUAUGUGUUUA
Molecule: messenger RNA, 1580 nt
Organism: Zophobas morio
Lineage: Eukaryota; Metazoa; Arthropoda; Insecta; Coleoptera; Tenebrionidae
Product: serine/threonine/tyrosine-interacting protein-like
Exons: 3
Coding region: 173-922 (249 amino acids)
Biological process (GO): negative regulation of SCF-dependent proteasomal ubiquitin-dependent catabolic process; regulation of ERK1 and ERK2 cascade; protein dephosphorylation
Cellular component (GO): cytoplasm; nucleoplasm
Molecular function (GO): F-box domain binding; protein tyrosine/serine/threonine phosphatase activity
Source: RefSeq, a predicted model, not a curated record